Messenger RNA from Boleophthalmus pectinirostris (great blue-spotted mudskipper), 1254 nucleotides. RefSeq names its product protein lin-54 homolog. The transcript has 12 exons. NCBI's taxonomy places the organism in Eukaryota, Metazoa, Chordata, Actinopteri, Gobiiformes, Gobiidae. Bases 1 to 1254 code for a protein of 417 amino acids. Gene Ontology annotation, cellular component: nucleus. The record is from RefSeq and is a predicted model, not a curated record. Gene Ontology annotation, biological process: regulation of DNA-templated transcription.
AUGUACAGUUGCAGUGAAGAUCCCAAAUAUGAGGAGAAAAAGACAGAAAACAGAGACAUGCCGGAAGACAAUGUCAGUGAUCUUGCCUGUUUAAAGACUGUUGUGUGGACAGCCCCCCCUGCAGAGGACCUGCCUGCAACAGUCCAGUCUGGACAGUAUCAUGACCCACUUGGAUAUCAGUGUCCGGCUCAGCCUUUCCACUAUCAGAUGCCCUACCCAGACUACCUCAUUUAUCCACAGUGUCAGCAGUUUACCCUUCACAACAGCUCAAUCAUUGGUGCUGGGGGCAGCGGACAAUCAAGCACGACUUCCUGGUUUAUUACUGAGCCCAUUCUAUGCAGCAUGAUGCCAGGGGAGGCGCGCCCUUCGGAGGACAAUAUUUGUGUGGAUUUUACAAUGGAGCAUCCACGCUUUGAGGAACGCUCUUUAAACAGCAACCAACUUACACAUCCUAUGUUGUACAAUGGAAAUCAAAAUGGACAAAUUUUAUCCAUGAACUCUGAGCCAGGGCCAGUGUUUGUUCCAAUGGUUGGAAACAAUUCCUUCUGUCAGGAGGAAGUGGUUACUACUCUUCCCUUUGACUGUGGUGCUGAUCCUGAUCUUGAAUUGCUGUAUGCUGGACAAAAUGCAAGCAAUAACUGCAGCGAUUUCCUUGUUGUGAGCGAUUAUAAUCAGGUAGCAUGUCCCUCAGGUUCUAGUGAGCCAGCAGCUAAUAGUCACCGUCAAGCUUCUGUAUCUCAAUACUGCGAGUGCUUUGCUUCUGGAGCCAUGUGUAACAGUUGUAACUGCACCAACUGCCACAAUAACCCAGAACAUGAAGCCAAGCGAAGAAAAGCUAUAAAGUCCUGUCUUGCCCGUAACUCAGAUGCCUUCAAACCUAAAAUAUCCGGUGGAAAUUCAGGAGAUGUAAAAGCCUGGCACAGCAGAGGAUGCAACUGUAAGCGCUCUGGCUGUCUGAAGAACUACUGCGAGUGCUACGAGGCCAAUAUCCGGUGCACCCACAGCUGUAAAUGCGUUGGUUGCAGAAACUAUGAUCCAGACCUGGCAGACAGUGAAAAUUACAAGGGCAGUGGGUCAGCGUCUGUGAUUACCCCCGCAGUGAUGGAGGCUGUGGUGGGGUACUUACUGGCCCGCGCUAGAGAGGCUGAGCAGGAGCAGCGCUGUGAGGCCUGGGCACAGCAUGUGGUCCUCAGCGAGUUUGGACAAUGUCUCACACAAAUAGUCAAAGCUAUGUUCAAAGUCCCCACACAGUGA